This is a messenger RNA of Xenopus tropicalis (tropical clawed frog), 5008 nucleotides long. It is a transcript of the gene myo3a, whose product is annotated as myosin IIIA. The record is from RefSeq and is a predicted model, not a curated record. Gene Ontology annotation, biological process: sensory perception of sound. NCBI's taxonomy places the organism in Eukaryota, Metazoa, Chordata, Amphibia, Anura, Pipidae. Gene Ontology annotation, cellular component: stereocilium; myosin complex; cytoskeleton. The coding region runs from base 12 to 4835 and encodes 1607 amino acids. Gene Ontology annotation, molecular function: protein kinase activity; protein serine/threonine kinase activity; ATP binding. The transcript is spliced from 34 exons.
ACUCACUCAAGAUGUACUCGUUAGGAAGGAGGUCGAUGUUAUUCGAUGGCUUCCCUGACCCCACUGAUACAUGGGAUAUAUGCGAAACUAUUGGCAAAGGAACUUAUGGGAAGGUCUUCAAAGUAACAAACAAGAAAAAUGGAAGUAAAGCAGCAGUGAAAAUCCUAGAUCCGUUUCAUGAAGAUAUAGAUGAAGAGAUUGAAGCAGAAUAUAACAUUCUGAAAGCUCUUUCCGAUCACCCCAAUGUAGUAAAGUUCUACGGAAUGUAUUUCAAGAAAGAUGUGAAGACUGGGGAUCAGCUAUGGCUUGUUCUAGAGUUAUGCAAUGGAGGUUCUGUUACAGAGCUUGCAAAGGGCCUUCUAAAAAGAGGGGAGCGGAUGAGUGAACCCAUUAUUGCCUACAUCCUCCAUGAAGCCAUGAUGGGCCUGCUGUAUUUGCACCAACACAAAACCAUCCACCGAGAUGUCAAGGGAAAUAAUAUUCUACUUACGACAGUGGGAGGGGUGAAACUGGUAGAUUUUGGUGUUUCUGCCCAGCUCACUAACACAAGGCUCCAUCGAAACACCUCUGUGGGCACCCCAUUUUGGAUGGCACCUGAGGUGAUUGCCUGUGAGCAGCAAGUGGAUACAACAUACGAUGCCAGAUGUGAUGUCUGGUCCCUUGGAAUAACAGCCAUUGAGCUCGGAGAUGGAGAUCCUCCAUUGGCUGAUUUGCACCCUAUGAGAGCACUUUUUAAAAUACCAAGAAACCCACCUCCAACACUACGUCAACCUGAACUAUGGUCUGCUGAAUUCAAUGAUUUUAUAAACAAAUGCCUAAUAAAGGAUUUUGAAAAACGUCCAACAGUUUCUGAUCUUUUGGAACAUCCCUUUAUCAAGCAAUUAAAAGAUAAUGAAAAUGCACUGCAAAAACAGCUAAUGGAACUCAUAGACAUCCAUCAGCAGAUGGGGAUUAUGGCGAAGAAAAGACAUGAGAGGAUUAAUACCAAGAAGGGGCACUUUAAAGAAUCUAUGGCGCCCAACCAGGAUGAUGUGGAUGAUUUAGCGACUCUGGAAGCCCUGGAUGAGAAUACAGUAACUGAUCAGCUGCAAAAAAGGUACAACAGGGACCAGAUAUACACGUACGUGGGGGACAUUCUGGUCGCAGUUAAUCCCUUUAGACCAAUGGAUCUUUAUUCCUCGCAGUAUUCACAGAUGUACAUAGGAGCCAAGCGAACCGAUAACCCUCCGCAUAUAUUUGCUGUGGCUGAUUUAGCCUACCAGUCUAUGGUUACAUAUAAUUCAGACCAGUGUAUCGUUAUUUCUGGAGAAAGUGGAGCGGGAAAGACAGAAGGUGCUCACCUUUUGGUCCAACAGCUCACUGUCUUGGGUAAGGCCAACAACAGAACACUCCAAGAGAAAAUACUGCAAGUGAAUAACCUUGUGGAAGCAUUUGGAAAUGCCUGCACUAUAAUUAAUGAGAAUUCAAGUCGCUUUGGGAAAUACCUGGAAAUGAAGUUCACGAGUAAUGGAACGGUGGUUGCAGCCCAAAUUUCUGAAUAUCUUCUUGAAAAAUCUAGAGUUGUUCAUCAAGCACUAGGAGAAAAGAAUUUCCACAUAUUCUAUUAUAUUUAUGCCGGACUGUCUGAGAAGAAAAAGUUGGCACAUUAUAAACUGCCCGAUAUUAAGCCUCCCAGGUACCUGCAAAACGAGCAUAUUAAAAUGGUGCAAGAUUUUAUGAAUAAACCCUUCUAUAAAUCCCAGUUUGAAUUAAUUGAACAAUGUUUCAAGGUAAUAGGCUUUUCAAUGGAGGAACUUGGAAGUGUUUAUAGUAUCCUGGCUGCUAUUCUGAAUGUGGGAAAUAUUGAUUUUACUUCUGUGGCAUCAGAGCAUCAAAUUGACAAAAGCCAUAUCAACAACCCAACAGUACUUGAAAAUGCUGCUUCCCUGUUAUGCAUCCAACCGGAUGAGCUGAAGGAUGCUCUGACUUCUCAUUGUGUAGUUACACGGGGGGAGACUAUCAUUCAGCAAAACACUGUUGAAAAAGCAGCAGAUGUGAGAGAUGCCAUGUCCAAAGCACUCUACGGGCGUCUUUUCAGUUGGAUUGUGAAUCGGAUCAAUGCAUUGCUUAAACCUGAGAAGUUAAGUGAAGAUGAUGCUGGGUUUAAUAUUGGAAUUCUUGACAUAUUCGGCUUUGAGAAUUUUAAAAAGAACUCUUUCGAACAACUCUGCAUCAACAUUGCCAAUGAACAGAUCCAGUUCUAUUUCAAUCAACACAUCUUUGCUUGGGAACAGAAUGAAUACUUGAACGAAGAUGUGGAUGUAAGGCUCAUUGAAUAUGAGGAUAACCGCCCAAUAUUGGAUAUGUUUUUACAAAAACCAAUGGGUUUACUCUCUCUUCUUGAUGAGGAAAGUCGAUUUCCACGGGCAACAGAUCAAACUCUUGUAGAAAAAUUUGAAGAUAACCUGAAAUCAAAGAAUUUUUGGAGGCCUAAGAGGGUGGACCUGACAUUUGGGAUCCACCACUAUGCGGGGAAACUUCUGUACAAUGCGAGUGGGUUUCUGGAGAAAAACAGAGACACUUUGCCAGCCGACAUAGUGCUACUCCUUCGCUCUUCAGAAAAUAGUCUGAUUCGGAUAUUAGCCUCCAAUCCUCUGACUAAAACGGGGAACCUUGCCCAUACAAAAACUAAAGGAGGAACAAGUUUGCAGUCAUGGACGUCUCACAAAUCAUCCAAUCACAGCAAAAGCGAUUUCAGUGAAACAUACCAUCCAAGGGAGACUACCAAUAUGAAAACCCAAACCGUAUCUUCAUAUUUUAGGUAUUCCCUCAUGGAUCUAUUGUCAAAAAUGGUUGCUGGGCAGCCCCACUUUGUCCGCUGCAUUAAACCUAAUAAUGAUCGGCUGGCCAAUAAAUUUGAUCGAGAGAAAGUUCUGGUGCAGCUGCGAUACACCGGCAUCUUAGAGACGGCAAGAAUCCGAAGAUUAGGCUACUCACAUCGCAUACUUUUUGCUAAUUUUAUAAAAAGGUAUCGCCUAUUAUGCUUCAAGUCUAAUGAGGAUCCUCCUGUAAGCCCAGAAUCCUGUGCAGCAAUACUGGAAAAGGCAAAUGUCGACAACUGGGUCUUGGGAAAAACAAAGGUUUUCCUGAAGUAUUACCAUGCUGAACACCUGGAUCGAAUGAUAAAACACAUUGUUGGUGGAAUUGUCCUUGUCCAGGCCUGUGUCAGGGGGUGGCUGGCUGCAAAAAGAUUCCAAAAAGUGCUAGCAAGAAGGGAAGAAAGUGCAGUGAAAAUACAAUCAGCUUACAGGGGAUAUGUUGUACGAAAGGAAAUGGGGCACAUACAGAGUGAGAAGAUGAUGGAGCACAUUAUAACACAAUUUCAGGCCUAUGCUAGAGGGUAUCUAGUGAGGAAGAGAAUAAAAGAACAACACGAGAACGAUGCGGCGAUAACAAUCCAAUCUCACUACCGAGGUUUCAAGGAGAGAAAGAGUUUUAAGAGAAAGAGAGAAUCAAUGAAGUCAAAACAAUGCAAAACCCCAGAGAAUGUGGAGCCAGAACAAAACAGCGAGGAGGAAAUUAUUGCUGAAGGUAAAAGUGAAGAAGAAGCGGCUGUGGUUAUCCAAAGUCACAAAGAAAGGAAGGAAAUGAAUGAGCCCCAUCAGAGUAAUGGGGCAGUCACGGCACCGGAGGCUGAAGAUACUGUGGAUUUGGAUACAGGUCCUAAUAACAACGAUGAUACCGAAAAGGAUUCUAGAGAAGACCAAGCUGCCACAGUAAUCCAGAGCAACUAUCGUGGCCAUAGAGAUAGAAAGAAACUUAAAGAGAGAAGUGGCCAUGAAAUAAAUCCAACCAAAACAGACUCAAAUAAUCCAACCGAGGAGUUAAUACAGGCAAAUGGAAUUCAAGGCUCAAAUAAUCCAACCGAAGAAUUAAUACAGGCAAAUGGAAUUCAAGAGGGUCAACAAGCAACCAAUGGGAAAUCACCUGAACCAGAAACAACCUUGCCGUCAAAUCAAGAGGAUGUAGUAAAGCAAAACGAGAAAGUUGAUUCUCCAGCAGAAGACAAUGAAGAGGAAGCCGUGCCAAGCACUUCGGAAAAUGACCAACAUGAAGAACUCCUAGAGGAUACAGACCGGGAUAAAGCAGCUGUGGUAAUACAAAGUAAUUAUCGAGGGCACAAAGAGAGAGAUAAGCUAAGGAAAGAAGGCAAAAUCCCAGCAAAAAAGGGUAAAGAUGAAAAAACCAACAUAAAAGAGAAAAAUAGUGAAAAUGAAACACUGAGUGUGCUCAAGGAAAUUGAAGAUUUGGCUGCUUUUACCGAAGAGAUCUCAAAGUUAUCUGAAAAGUACCUGAUCCUGCAGCAAACGCUUAAUGAAAUGAUCUUGUUAAACCUGCUAAAACCGGAAAAUACAGCGACUUACAUAAAGAAGAAAACAAACGAGUCUCAAUCUUGUGAAAAUGAAAUAGUUAUAACGAAACAAGUAGACGAUGUCAAGCCGCAGAGGGUCCCAAGAAGACAGAAGCCAAAGACCCUGAACAGUUCAGAUGAGGCUACCUACUACAGUCUAUUACAUUUGCCAGUCAAAGACGAAAAGAGAAAACCAAGGAAAGACAGCCCAGGCAAAGUACUAGAAUCUGAAGAUUAUUAUAAAGAAAUUUAUUCAAGUAAUUCCCUGUCAAUCAACAAAUGCGAUGGGGUUUCUGCCACGGAGUUUCCAGACUUAAACCCAAGUGAAAGGUCAUUGGGUGCUGAAGAACCUCCGCCAGAAACUGAUGAUGAUGGUAAUCCAUACGACUAUAGGAGACUGCUUCGAAAAACCUCUCAGCGGGAGCGCCUUAUACAGCAUUUUUAAUGGAGACCUUUUUGUAACUUUUUUUUUAUCAGUAGAGUAAUGGAAGGAGGCCUUUGCAGACUGUUAUAUCUGUUAUGUUUUGAAAUCUUUAUGUAAUAACUGUGCAAAUAAGCUUUAACAUGAUGAUGCGAUGGCACAAUAAUUUAUAUGCAAAUAAAGCUUCUUAAUAUGUC